Molecule: messenger RNA, 1275 nt
Organism: Rotaria sp. Silwood2
Lineage: Eukaryota; Metazoa; Rotifera; Eurotatoria; Philodinida; Philodinidae
Source: the annotation of a GenBank genome assembly
AUGCACGACGGACACAGAAACUCUUCACUUACCAGCUGGGCAUGUGAAAUAUGUACUUUGACUAAUCCACCUUAUGCAACCGUAUGCAAUGCAUGUGACACGCCUCGUGCCCAGUCGGCAUCUAUUAAAAGUCAACCAGUACCUAAUUCAAGCUAUCAUGGUGACGCGUCCAAUGAUCAACUGCUACAAUCUUAUGCCACUGUUUCAUCAAUAUCUGAACCUCCAUAUGCAGCUGCAGCUGCUUCUCUGGAAUCCCGUGUGCCGUCAUCGUCAUCCUCAAGAAUCGACGUUACCUCUCACCAAUCGGCACAGCGAGCACAGCACUUACCAGAUCAGUUAUCUACCGAAUGGGAAUGCCAAGUGUGUACGUUUCACAAUACUGAUGAUGACAAGCGUUGUACAAUUUGUCAUGAAGGUACACGACCCGAACAGUGCCGCCAAGGAAUGCGUUCAGACUUUGCAAAACCAGUAGUUUGUCCGGAUACUCCGCAGCGUGAUUCGCAUCUGCACCCAUCGACUGCUCGAGAGUCACCAACAACAGACACUGGACUACCCUACGUUGAAGAUACUGUGCUUAAAUCAAACAAAUAUGCAUCCAUACCCAAACAUGAAGCAUUUGUCUACAUUCCUGAUCUACCCAAUGAUGUGGUCGAUACGAAAUUGGAACGAAUGAUCGAUGAACGUCUCAAUAGCAAUCACCAUAUUAAAGUUGUCAAGGUCAAAUGUCAUUCCAGCAUCGGUGUCGGCAUUGUAUUUGUGUCCAAUAGCACUGACAAACAUGCUCUUCUCAAUACAGUUCGAUCAACCAUUCUUGAUCCUGAAAAAAAUAUCAUUAUUUCGUUCGUUGAACAACUUGAACUCAUUUCCUAUUUAGUUUUUGAUCAAAAAAAGCAAGAAACCGAAACCGUGACCGAAGUUGCUCGCCGUUGGGCACAACUAAGUAAAUCGUCUCAGUCACCAACAUGUGAACAAAUUUCUGUACUAUUUUCGAACAUAUUCAAAAUAAUAUCUCGCUCUCUCGAAGAAGUUCUCACGGUACGAGCAGUCGAUGUCUUUAAAGUCAAUGGACAAUUUGCUAAUGUUUACCUAAGAGCUGAUUGCAGUUUUAUCGAAGAUCUGCCACAGAAUAUCACUACCGCUGAGAUUAUCAAAACUAUUAAUGCACAUAUGAGUGGUCAGUACGGUCAACAAACACCCUAUGUUCAGUACAACAAAGAAGCGUCGANAAAGAAGUAUAUGAGUUUUUUUCUCUGUCACGUUUGUCGCCGAGGUUAA